Messenger RNA from Diversispora eburnea, 167 nucleotides. The record is from the annotation of a GenBank genome assembly. Lineage: Eukaryota; Fungi; Glomeromycota; Glomeromycetes; Diversisporales; Diversisporaceae.
AAGGAAAAUAUAAAGAAGAAGGAUAUAGUAAGGUUGAUUCUGCAGAUAAUUUAAGUAUACUUAAGAUGAAAGGACUGGUGGUGAAUGAUAGUUUUUCUUGUUUUUUGGAUGAAGUAGUGUUCAUAGAUGAACUAACUAUAGGAGUAGUUAAAGGAUUAUUAGGCUGA